This is a messenger RNA of Gongylonema pulchrum, 273 nucleotides long. NCBI's taxonomy places the organism in Eukaryota, Metazoa, Nematoda, Chromadorea, Rhabditida, Gongylonematidae. The record is from the annotation of a GenBank genome assembly.
AUGGCUCCAAAUGCAGACUCAGUGACAGCAAAGUCGCAUGAACCGCCGCAGCGUACAAUAGUUUUCGAGGCAUUUCCAUCGCCCAUUUCAAUGGAGAAUCGCUUUUCAAACUCAAAUUCAAGUCACUAUUUGUACGACAAAAGAAAAGCAUUUCGAGAUGGUUCCUAUGAUAACUGCGUUUACACUCCGGAAUACUUCGACACUAUCUGUAACUGCGAUGACUGUUCUUCAAUUAAUGAAACAACAAUCUCAAACAGUUUAUUACCACGGUAA